CACACAACCGUCGAUAUAUACCUUGACUCAUCUUUCAUAAUAAUAGCUACCGUGUGUGUAUAUAUGUAAAAACCGGAGAGCACCUCGAACUACACUCAGACAUUGUCACACUGUACACAGCACAGCACACAACACUCUGACCCCCAACUUGACAAGACCCUCAAGAUGAGUCUUGAGCGGAAGUACGUUGAGGUGAAGACACCAAGACUACUCAUCAGGCCGCUUCAGCCCUACGAUGCUCCCAGUAUCUUCACCAUGCGUAGUGAUCCAGAAGUAGUGAAGUACACGUCACAUUCGCCCGACAAAGACGUUGAAACUACCAUGAAAGCUAUGCAGGAAUGGCAAGAGGCCGGUCGUUACAAUUUUGUUGUAGAGCUCCUAACCCAGGACGACAAGGAAUCCGGGAUCAAAACAGAUCAUCCAGUGGCGAAGCGCAAGUUUGUUGGAGUCAUAGGAAUAGUACGUAGUCCAGAGAUUGGAUACUGCUUUUCACGGGAAUUCUGGCGGAAAGGUUAUGCAACUGAGGCUAUGCAGGCUUUUCUCGGACUUGCUUGGGAUCAUCUCAGCCAGUCUGGAGGCUUUGGUUACGUAACUGCGCAAGUUGAUACCGAGAACAUUGGUAGUAAUCGGCUGCUCGAGAAGGUAGGCUUCAAGAAACAAAAGACAACCGUUGCCGACUACGAAAGUCCAGUACUUGGUAGUGUUCGAGACAGUUUUCUUUGGCAACUUGAUAAGCCGCUUUCUUCAUAGAUUCAAGGACGGAAACGUUGUUUCCACAUGUGUAGGUCCAAUUCAUGUUUAAUGCGCGCGAGGGCGACGCAGCGAGC
Messenger RNA from Pseudovirgaria hyperparasitica, 827 nucleotides. Its product is annotated as acyl-CoA N-acyltransferase. Lineage: Eukaryota; Fungi; Ascomycota; Dothideomycetes; Acrospermales; Acrospermaceae. The record is from RefSeq and is a predicted model, not a curated record. Gene Ontology annotation, molecular function: acyltransferase activity, transferring groups other than amino-acyl groups. Bases 166 to 750 code for a protein of 194 amino acids. The transcript is spliced from 3 exons.